CACUCGCUCUCUCUGCCGCUUCGGUCUGUGCGCUGACGCCGCAGCUCCAGUAGCUUCUCUCUCUCUCUCCCUAUAAUAUUACAGCAGUCAUGGCGACAGUGACAGUCCAACCGCUAACCCUGGAGCGAGAUGUUGCCAGGGUGAUUGAGUUGCUGGAAAAAUUACAGGAGUCAGGUGAUGUCCCGGGUCACAAGCUGCAGUCCCUAAAGAAGGUUCUACAGAGUGAGUUCUGCACAGCCAUAAGAGAGGUUUAUCAAUACAUGCAUGAAACGAUAACAGUGAAUGGCUGUCCGGAGUAUCAAGCACGUGCCACGGCUAAGGCCACAGUGGCGGCGUUUGCGGCCAGCGAGGGUCAUUCACACCCGCGAGUGGUGGAGCUUCCCAAGACAGAGGAGGGACUAGGCUUUAAUGUAAUGGGCGGUAAAGAGCAAAACUCUCCAAUCUACAUCUCUCGCAUCAUCCCCGGGGGCCUGGCCGAGAGGCAGGGGGGUCUGAAGAGAGGAGACCAGCUCCUGUCUGUCAAUGGUGUGAGCGUGGAGGGCGAACACCACGAGAAAGCGGUGGAGCUGCUGAAGGCGGCCAGGGACAGCGUCAAACUGGUGGUGCGCUACACGCCUAAAGUCCUGGAGGAGAUGGAGGCCCGAUUCGAGAAGCUCCGCACUGCCCGUAGACGUCAACAGCAGCAGCUUCUAAUGCAGCAACAGCAGAACCUGGCCGCCCAGCAGAACCACAUGUCGUAGGCUCUUUCAAAAGAAGAAAAAGUAGAGGACAGUAGAUGAGACAGUCUCGGCCUCCCAAGCAUGACGUAAGGAGAUCCAAGAGGAGGACCCUUACUGUUCUCCAGUAAAGACUAUCCUCUGUCAAUGUACUACCUACAACUCAAAAGGUUAAAAACUCCAUGAUCUUUGUCCCAAAUUGGUGCUUGGAAAAACGUAUGUGACAAGAGAGAGAAAGGCUCCGGGUACACGGUUUUACAGUUAAUGUUCAUAUUUCAGUUGUCUGGAACCAGUCGCAAGUUGUGACCCUCUUCAAAUGUCCUUCUUGUAGUUUUGUGAUAACGUGUUUACUUGACAUGUAUUUCCGAAGCGUUUUUAUUAUUGUUUCCUUUCCGUUGCCACAGCUUUGUGCAGUAUCCUUUUGAUGGGUUCUUUUGAUGCUUGUGUUUCUGUGAAUUGAAAGCGCUUUUUACGUCGGAUGUCAUUAAUUGGAAAACAUUGAGGUAUAUUACACCACACUGUAGCAAGGAGUAUUUUGUUAAGAAAGUAGAUUUAGCAAUAACACUUGUUUUGUCACAUUUAAUUGUAUAAAUUAUGAUUAGAAAGUUCACUUAAAUGGGAGGGGGUGAAUCUUGGAACAUAAAAAUUAAUUAAACUGUAUCGUAUGCAUCAUGUGACAUAAGCCACAAACAUAAUUUGCACAGAAUGAAUGGAGAACGGAGCGGCACGGAUAGGGAUUCAUUUCUACCUAGAGCAUCUUGUAUGGCAGGUAUGGUUUAUCAGAAAUAUUACUAUAAAUAUUGCUAUUAUAAAAAUAUAAGUAUAUGUGAGGACAAGUCGAAUGUUAAACACAGCUACAGUAUGUGAACUCUACAAAUCAUUUUAUUCUUUUAAAGUUAUAUUUUCUAGUUUAUCUCAGAGGUUUAAAAGAUUAUGCUGUUAUUUAUAUACUGAAUGUAUACAUUUUACGUAACCGACCACCUCAUUCACUGAAAGCAUUGUCCUGUUUUGACAAUCAAUUUAUGAAGAAAUCAUUAAUCCAUUGCAUCGUUUAAUUAAAAUAAAAAAAUGAAUUUUUAUAACCUCAAACGCCGGAAAAUAUCCAUUCAUUGCAAUGCUGUUGUACUGUUAGUUGAAUACUGAUAGAAGCAAAAUUGUACAUGGGCAACUAUAAAUCAGCAAACAAAUGUAAUAUUGUAUCUGUGUUGUUAUUUCAUUUGAUGAUUUUACUGCGUAUGACUUUGGUAGAUAUUUGAACUCUGUUGGUUGGUUUUUGAGUAAACUUGAAGUGUGGGUUACAUGUAAACGUGUCAUCCUAUAAGACAAAACCAUGCAAAGCUGUGAAGUUGAUUUGUUCCUUGACUUUUACUAUGUUCAUUACAAUUGAUCUCUUCCCCUUUUAUAUGUUUACUUACAGACUUUCUUAUUAAAGACUUGCAUUUUUGAGGCUGGAAAAGCUGAUCUUAUUAUACAGCAAGAAAAAAAACUACCGAGUGAUAUGCAAUUGUUAUACAUAUUAUAUUUGUAUAAAUAAAUAUAUGUGCGUGUA
This is a messenger RNA of Triplophysa dalaica, 2265 nucleotides long. RefSeq names its product lin-7 homolog A (C. elegans) (gene lin7a). The record is from RefSeq and is a predicted model, not a curated record. NCBI's taxonomy places the organism in Eukaryota, Metazoa, Chordata, Actinopteri, Cypriniformes, Nemacheilidae. The coding region runs from base 90 to 740 and encodes 216 amino acids. Gene Ontology annotation, biological process: neurotransmitter secretion; maintenance of epithelial cell apical/basal polarity; protein localization to basolateral plasma membrane. Gene Ontology annotation, cellular component: MPP7-DLG1-LIN7 complex; synapse; basolateral plasma membrane. The transcript is spliced from 6 exons. Gene Ontology annotation, molecular function: L27 domain binding.